AUGCCGAUCCCUCCUCCCCCGCCGCCGCCUCCUGGCCCACCCCCCCCACCCUCCCUCAGCCAGGCGAACACAGAACCACCCAAGCUGAGCCGAGAGGAGCAGCGGGGCCGUGGGGCGCUCCUGCAGGACAUCUGUAAAGGGACCAAGCUAAAGAAAGUAACACAAAUCAAUGACCGGAGCGCACCCAUCCUGGAGAAGCCCAAGGGCAGUGGCGGCAGCAGCUACGGCUCCAGCUCCUCUGCCAUCCAGCCAAAGGGUGGUCUCUUCCAAGGUGGAGUGCCCAAGCUCAGGCCAGUGGGAGCAAAGGACAGCUCAGGUAACAGUCCCUGGUUUGUGCAGGGGUUCCCUGGGAAGAUCCCCGGUCCGGCACACGGCUCCAAAGUCUCUUCCUACAACCGGGAGAAGCCCCUGCCUCCCACCCCGGGACAGCGACUGCCCGUCAGCAGGGACGGGCCCCCUGCCCCACCACCCAUCAAGCCCCCUCCUUCCCCAGUCAGUAUCCGAACGGGGUCGGGGGCUCAGGGCCAGUCUCUCGCUCCCCCGCCGCCUCCUUAUCGGCAACCCCCUGGUGUCCCCAACGGCCCUUCCAGCCCCAUCAACGAGUCGGCCCCGGACCUCCCGCAGAGACACAACUCCUUGCACAGGAAGGCGCCAGGCCCGUUGCGGGGUCUGGCACCACCACCACCCGCUUCAGCCUCUCCGUCUCUCCAGAGCAGCUCUCCCCCUCCCCCAGCCCGAGACCCCCCCAGCCGCGGAGCAGACCGCAGCUCCCGCCUGGUUCCCUGCCAAGCCGCUCUGUCCUUCCGGCCUUGCCAGAAUCCCUCCUUCGAGCUACAGCUGGGGAUCUGCUCUCUUAGUCUGUGUCCACCCCCACCUCCCACCAGGACACCGGCUGGGCCACCGCCGCCACCUCCACCGGUGCGGAACGGGCACCGGGACUCCAUCUCCACCGUCAGAGCAUUCCUGGAUGACUUUGAAUCCAAAUACUCCUUUCAUCCUGUUGAAGACUUCCCAGCCCCAGAGGAAUAUAAAUACUUCCAGAGAAUCUACCCCAGCAAAACAAACAGAGCUACGCGUGGGGCCCCCCCUCUGCCCCCCAUCCCCAGGUGA
This is a messenger RNA of Chaetura pelagica (chimney swift), 1110 nucleotides long. RefSeq names its product WAS/WASL interacting protein family, member 2 (gene WIPF2). The record is from RefSeq and is a predicted model, not a curated record. Gene Ontology annotation, molecular function: actin binding. NCBI's taxonomy places the organism in Eukaryota, Metazoa, Chordata, Aves, Apodiformes, Apodidae. The transcript is spliced from 8 exons. The coding region runs from base 1 to 1110 and encodes 369 amino acids.